Talaromyces stipitatus ATCC 10500 is the source of this 648-nucleotide messenger RNA. RefSeq lists its product as uncharacterized. The record is from RefSeq and is a predicted model, not a curated record. NCBI's taxonomy places the organism in Eukaryota, Fungi, Ascomycota, Eurotiomycetes, Eurotiales, Trichocomaceae. The coding region runs from base 1 to 648 and encodes 215 amino acids. The transcript is spliced from 2 exons.
AUGUCCACAUUCACCCCAAACGCAGUCCAAUCAAACACACGAGACCCCCGUCCACUGCUCCGUCCAUUAUUCCACGUCCUCCGUCCCAACAACCUAUGCGUACCCCUAAUCCCCGCCGACGAACUACCCAGCUGGCUCGAGGUCGUGAGCACCUACACCAUAGACGUCAACCACUCAUUUUUAGCCAGCUACACCCCUCACCCUCGCCUGGGAGAAUACGAUAUUAUCUGCAGAUACUGUGAGACUGCUACACAGCAUAUUCACGACUGGAAUCCCUGGUCAGCUAACGGCCUGGAGGAGCAGAGUAGAAUUGCUUUGAGGACCCACGUUUCCGCCGGUGCCGGAGGUUACGCCGCCGCAAAUGGAGUUAUGGCCUGUACAGUCCAUGAGGAGGUUGUUACCUGCGUUUUCGACGCUGAUGCUGCCGGCGUCGCAGUCGUCGCAGACGCCAGUAUUGCAUCAACAGAUACCACUGCAACAAUUCCAACCGCAGCUCUUUUUACAGCAGUAUGGCAAACCGUAUCAACUUUACUCACACCACUAUCAGCAGCCAAAUCAACAGCAGGCUGUGCAACAGGAUCGAGGAAGAUCAGAGCAACAAGCACAGACGAGCAGGCAAGGAGAUCCGGCUUCCGAGCGACAGCAUAG